CUAAGGUUGUGUGUAGAGAACUGGGCUGUGUGAAUGCUAUAGCUGCAUCUAGAGGACCUCUGGUUGAAGAGGGAAGAGGAGGAGUCAAACUUUUUGGUUGCAGGGGAGAGGAAUAUUCUCUUAGAGCGUGUGACAUCAGCGGAGGACCUGGUGUCUGUGAUGGUAGAUAUUAUGGUCAUGUGAUCUGUUCAGAUGAAUUAUCCAUCAGACUGGUGAAUGGGACCAGUUCCUGCUCUGGGACAGUGGAAGCAUUUUAUGAAGGAGAGUGGUUAGGUCUAUGUUUUUGGUGGUUGUGGGGCAUGAGGCUGGCUGAGAUUGUGUGUAGAGAGGUGGGCUGUGGGAAUGCUGUAGCUACAUCUAUAGGACAUCUGUUUGAAAAGGAUGAAGGAGUUGUAGGACUGAGUUGUAGGGGAGAUGAGUCUUCUCUGGGACAGUGUCGCAUUUUUGGAGGAGGACCUGGUGCCUGUAAGAGUUUUUAUGAUCGUCAUGUGAUCUGUUCAGAGUCUGUGCGGCUUGUGGGGGGAGCUGGUUUCUGCUCCGGGAGAGUGGAGGUGAAGUCCAGUCAGUCCUGGGCCUCAGUGUGUGAUGCUGACUUUGACCAGCAGGAUGCAGAGGUAGUCUGUGGGGAGCUUGGCUGUGGGGCUCCUGCAGCUCUACAGGGGGGGCUCUAUGGAGAAAGUCAGGGUCUGACCUGGGAUAAAGAGUUCCAGUGUAAUGGCAAUGAGUCCCUUCUCCUGGACUGUGACACCUCAGACCGAAAAAAGAACAACUGCCUACCUGGUAAUGCUGUUGGACUCACCUGCUCAGAGGUUGAUUAUGUGAGGCUGGUGGAAGGAGGCAGUCGCUGUGCUGGUAGAGUGGAGUGGUACGACCAGGGAGAGUGGAGGACCGUGGGAACUGAUGAAUGGGAGGAUGUAGCUGCAGUAGUGUGUAGACAGCUGGGUUGUGGCUCCACUUUUUCAGUAGUACCUGGAAACACCAUUAAAGGAAUUGGAAUUGGCUGUGACGGGACUGAGCCUGCACUGAGAGAGUGUAGAAGAACACAAUACUUUGACUAUUCAUUCACAGUGAUCUGCUCAGAUCUCUUGGUCCAGCCUGAGAUCUCCCUGACUGACUCAAUGGGAGGGGUCUUCAGGGGCUACCAGGGGCCCGAGAUGUUCAGGGGCUACAACUUCACCCUCACCUGCUCCACUCAGCCACAGUACCCAGGAGGCUCCUUCCUCCUCACUUUCACCAGCUCGAACAGAACCCAGACCCAGACAGCUGUCAAUCACUCUGCUGCCUUCCUCUUCCCUGCUGCAGAUGACUCCCACCAAGCCUCUCCUCUGCCAGCCUUCAUCAUCAGACACAUUGUAGUGCUGCUGAUCCUACUGACAGCCAACACCACCUCCUACCUGUACUUCAAGGUAAAGACAUUCACUCAGAUGUGACAAGCCAAAUGUUUGUAUUUGAGCAGAUUGAUAUUUCAGUUGUUAUGAGGGGCUGAUUUGUUAUGGGGAUGCCCCCAAUUUUUUUGUUUGAUGACUGAUUGAAUAUAUUAGUAGUCUGGUAGAAAACUGGACUGUAUCUGUGACUUUAUGUUAUGUGAUUAACCAGUUGUGUAUCUAUUGGGGGGAGGGAGAGACGGAGAGGGAGAUUUACCAUGGUUAGCUAAUCAUCAACUGAUUUGACCCUGUGUUGACUAGUUGCCAUUUUUUAAGUGUCAGAGUGUACAAAACAUUAAGAACACCUUCCUAAUAUUGAGUUGCAACCGCUCUUGCCCU
Coregonus clupeaformis (lake whitefish) is the source of this 1763-nucleotide messenger RNA. Its product is annotated as deleted in malignant brain tumors 1 protein-like. Lineage: Eukaryota; Metazoa; Chordata; Actinopteri; Salmoniformes; Salmonidae. The transcript has 6 exons. The record is from RefSeq and is a predicted model, not a curated record. Gene Ontology annotation, cellular component: membrane. The coding region runs from base 300 to 1430 and encodes 376 amino acids.